AUGAGACAAUUGGAUAGGCUCAAGCAUGUCCUUCAUCGGUUCAAUAAAAGGGAGGUUGGUGAUGUCAUUCACAACUAUUCAGCAGCUAGGGAUCACUAUCAAAAAACUCAGUGUAACCUUCAACAAAAUCCUCAUUUAGCUAAGCUUCAACUUGCUGAAAGGACUGCCUGUUUGAAUUUUUCUCAUCAUUCUAGAAUCUAUGAAAGUUUUCUUCGGCAAAGAAGCAAGAUCACCUGGCUUCGUUUUGGAGACCAAAAUUCUGCAUAUUUUCAUGCUAGUCUUAAGCAGAGAAAAGCUGCUAAUCGGAUCACAUCUUUUUUGGAUGAUAAAGGUCAGAUAAAUGAUAAGUUUGAGGUUGUUGUUGCUCAUUUCUUGAAUCAUUUUAGAAGUAUCAUGGGUAGUCCUAGUUUGACCUCCUUUCAAAUUCAGAAAUACUGCUUUAUUCAUGGUGAUACUUUGAGUUUGGAUCAUCAAUUGAGUUUAAUUAAACUGUUUACCAAGAAGGAUGUGAAAUCAGUUCUUUUCAGUAUUAGCUCUGUUAAGAGCCCGAGUCUUGAUGAAUUUUGCUCGGGCUUCUUUAAAGUAAUGUGGAAAGACUUAGGAGAUGAAAUAGCUGAUGCAAUAUUGGGGUUUUUUUAUCAUGGUGAGCUUCCCGCGGAACUAAAUAAAACUACCCUCUCUCUUAUUCCUAAAGUGGAGACUUCUACUAGAGCAGUGGAUUUCAGAUCAAUUGCGUGCUGUAAUUGUUAG
Messenger RNA from Humulus lupulus (European hop), 750 nucleotides. RefSeq lists its product as uncharacterized. Bases 1 to 750 code for a protein of 249 amino acids. The record is from RefSeq and is a predicted model, not a curated record. NCBI's taxonomy places the organism in Eukaryota, Viridiplantae, Streptophyta, Magnoliopsida, Rosales, Cannabaceae. The transcript has a single exon.